Molecule: messenger RNA, 2068 nt
Organism: Drosophila hydei
Lineage: Eukaryota; Metazoa; Arthropoda; Insecta; Diptera; Drosophilidae
Gene: Debcl
Product: bcl-2-related ovarian killer protein homolog B
Exons: 3
Coding region: 963-1904 (313 amino acids)
Biological process (GO): intrinsic apoptotic signaling pathway in response to DNA damage; extrinsic apoptotic signaling pathway in absence of ligand; regulation of apoptotic process
Cellular component (GO): mitochondrial outer membrane
Molecular function (GO): protein homodimerization activity; protein heterodimerization activity
Source: RefSeq, a predicted model, not a curated record
GACUCAAUUGUAAUUAAAAAGGAGAGUUGAAAAUGUUUCCAUAAGAGAAGUGCGCAAACCAAAUAAGUUUGGCGCCCAACUAUUACUAUGUGCAUAUGCAAAGACGACAGACGCAUCGUACAUGGCUGCUGUGGCUGUCUCGCUCUGGGGAGCUUUUCAUUGCGUGCUUUUUUGGAGCUCGGCCCCAAAGCGAGCAGCGCAGCCAAACGAAUAGCAGCAGCAGCAAACAGCAGCUGAGUUAACGGCGCACACUCUCACGCGUUAGAACAUCGGGGCCGCUAAAAUUGUGACCGAGACAGAGCGGCAAUCCCCCGACGUUUGCACAACACAGUUGUUAUUGUGUUUUUUUUCGUAGAUUUCUCGGUUAAAAGUUCAAAGCAAAGUGAAGCAAAGCGACAAAAACACACGCGCCACAGCAAAAAUAAAAUAAAAGGUAAAAUAAAGGCAGCACCAACAACAAACGAGACGGCAACAAGAACAAUAACAACAACAAUAACAGCAACAGCAAAAAGAAAGCAACAGAAGCAGCUUGAAAAUCAAUCGAAUAAUACCAACCAACAACAAGUUUUUAGUUGUUUUCUCUUGUGUGCGCUAUUCGUGUGUGUGUUUGCCUGCUCUACGCUUUGGGCGCAACAUUUAUUCUCGAUUUUGUAUUUUGUUUUGCACAUUUCAUCAAGCCAAACCACCUCCAAAAAAGCGCAAAACUAGCUGCGCUCAUUGCAAGGCGACAAUCAGCCCCAGCAAAUUGUAAUAAUAAAAGCUCAACUUUUACACAACUUGCAUGCAAGCUGUAGCUCACAAAGUGGGGGCAGAGGAGACUGCAACAACAACAACAGCACCAAUAGAAAGGGCAACAGCAAAAGCAAAACCUAAAGAUAGAGAAAGGGAGAGAGACAGAGAGAGCAAAGCUUGGUCCAUUGUCCAGCUGCAGCGAAGCAUUGCGCCUGCCUUGCAUCGCCUAAAUGACUAUGGCCAUGGCACCCACCACAGCAGCUACCGCCACCACCACUACCGCCGCCGCCAACAAAGCUCCCACACCCAAGCUGGCCAAGUUCAAGUCUUCCUCGCUGGACAAUGAGAUCUAUACUGCAAAUAGACGGAGCACCAUCGCCACCGCAGCCAGCGACUGGAAAGCUUUACGUGCGCCGCUCAAUGGCAGAUCUCCUCAUGUGGGCAGCACGGCAGCGGGCCAGCCAGGAGGCGUGGUCGGCCACAUGACACGCGCCGCCUCCACCUCAUCGCUGGCCAGCAGCACACGCACCAUGACGAACUACCAGGAGUACAAAAUGGAAAUUAUUAAUCAGGGCAAAUGCCUGUGCGGGCAGUACAUAAGAGCGCGGCUGCGACGUGCCGGGGUACUCAAUCGCAAGGUGAUACAAAGACUACGCAACAUACUGGAACCAUCGUCACAUGUUGUCUACGAGGUGUUUCCAGCGCUCAAUAGCAUGGGCGAGGAACUGGAGCGCAUGCAUCCGCGUGUCUAUACGAACAUCUCCAGGCAGCUGUCACGUGCGCCCUUUGGUGAGCUGGAGGAUAGCGAUAUGGCGCCAAUGCUGCUCAAUCUGGUGGCCAAGGAUCUCUUUCGCUCGAGCAUUACGUGGGGCAAAAUCAUCUCGAUAUUCUCCGUCUGUGGCGGCUUCGCCAUCGACUGUGUCCGCCAGGGCCACUAUGAUUACUUGCAGACCCUGGUGGACGGCUUGGCUGAGAUUAUUGAGGAUGACCUGGUCUACUGGCUGAUCGACAAUGGCGGCUGGUUGGGUCUGCAGCAGCAUAUACGGCCGCGUGUCGGGGAAUUUACAUUUCUUGGCUGGCUGACAUUGUUCGUGACCGUUUCGGCUGGCGCCUAUGUCGUUUCGAAUGUUUGCAAACGUAUUGGCUGUCAGCUGUAUUCGUUGUUAUUUUAGUUUCGGGUCAUUUUUAGUUCUAAUUGUACCCUGUAGUCAGUCAGUGAGAUAAACUUGUAAUCAUUCCUGCUUAAAGUCGUUUAAUAGCUUGUAAAGAGAUCUGUUUAAUGUUUGAUAUUGAUAUUGAUAUUGAUACUUGUUAUAUUGUUUUUGUACAUAUGCCU